GAUUUUAGCAUAAUUUUGAUAAUUAUGAAAUUAUGUAGUUGUAAUUUUCCUAUGCAUUUAAUUUUAAGCUAAUAACUUUUUAUAAUUUAUUAAUAUACUAUAAAUAAUCACAUAAUGUCUUUAGGACCGUUGUUAAAAAUUUCUCAAACAAAUAAACUAUGUUCUGCUUCUGUUAUAUUUUUGCAUGGAUCAGGUGAUACUGGACAAGGAUUUUUAAACUGGAUUAAGUUUCUUAUUGGUGAUUUUGCCUCUCCUCAUAUCAAUUUCUAUUUUCCUACAGCUCCUCUUAGGCCCUAUACACCUCUUGGAGGAGAGCUGAGUUAUGUAUGGUUUGAUAGAUAUAACAUUACCCCUGAAGUUCCUGAACAUAUUGAGACAUUAACAGAUAUAGGAAGUUCUAUCAAAACGUUAGUGAAUGAUAUAGUACAAAGUGGGGUGCCUUUACAUAGAAUUAUCAUUGGUGGAUUCUCAAUGGGAGGUGCCUUAGCCCUACACAGUGCCUUUAGGUUUAACCCAGGUUUUGCGGGUGUUUUUGCGUUGUCUUCAUUCCUUAAUAAAAAUUCCGCAGUGUAUAGUGAACUUAAAGCUGAAAAUACUCCUUUAUACAUGGCCCACGGUGAAAAAGAUACAAUGGUGCCAAUUACGUGGGGCCAAAAGACUUUCGAAGAACUGACCAAGCUCAAUGUAAAGGGAGAAUUUGUUCCUUUAGUAUAUACUUUACACGAAUUAAAGAAAAGUGAAUUGGAAGGUUUAUUUAAAUGGAUUAAUAAAACUCUACCUCCUUUAGAAACAGAUCAAUAGUACAAGGUAGAGAGUAAUUUUUUUUAGUAAUUGAAAGAAGACAUGGCUUUUUAUAUUUUCUUUAUUGGGUGUUAAGUAUUAAGAUAGGUACAUAGGUGUAUGUAUACUACCUCUGAAAGAUAAGUGUAUAACAAUAAAUACUUGUUUAUUAAUAUAAAAAGUUAUUACAAAUACAAAAGAAAAA
This is a messenger RNA of Sitophilus oryzae (rice weevil), 985 nucleotides long. Its product is annotated as lysophospholipase-like protein 1. Gene Ontology annotation, molecular function: carboxylic ester hydrolase activity; palmitoyl-(protein) hydrolase activity. Gene Ontology annotation, cellular component: cytoplasm. Bases 115 to 801 code for a protein of 228 amino acids. The record is from RefSeq and is a predicted model, not a curated record. NCBI's taxonomy places the organism in Eukaryota, Metazoa, Arthropoda, Insecta, Coleoptera, Curculionidae. The transcript is spliced from 4 exons. Gene Ontology annotation, biological process: protein depalmitoylation.